Messenger RNA from Microstroma glucosiphilum, 2821 nucleotides. Its product is annotated as zincin. The record is from RefSeq and is a predicted model, not a curated record. Gene Ontology annotation, biological process: peptide metabolic process. Lineage: Eukaryota; Fungi; Basidiomycota; Exobasidiomycetes; Microstromatales; Microstromataceae. Gene Ontology annotation, cellular component: mitochondrion. The coding region runs from base 91 to 2682 and encodes 863 amino acids. The transcript has 3 exons. Gene Ontology annotation, molecular function: metalloendopeptidase activity.
UCCUACGUUGGUCUUCAUUGCUCCUCCAUCCCUCACUCUACAUCAUCGCCCAGGCAGCCUCUCAUCGCUCCUCCAUCUGCCGGGUAGCCCAUGCUUGCCACGAUGAGGGCAGCGAAGGGCGCUUGUACCUCACCCUCGGCCUCGCAGCUCACGGCUCGGUCCUCCGCUGCCGCCUCUUCUUCUCGCACGGUCGCAUUGCGAACAGCAGUGGCAGCGGUAUGGGUGCCGCAGAAGUCGCAAAGCCCUAAAGUGUUCUCUCGAUCCUACUCCGGCUCUCCUAGACUGUCCCUGCCCUCUUCCUCUCUUGCUCUUCGGGCCUCACCAGCUGCACAUGCCCGGCCGAACGGUCACAGCUCUGCCCCUCCAGCCUUCUACUCAUCGAGCUCACACGAGGCCGAGGCCCAGGCUCUCAAGGCCAUCUUCGACUCUCCCCCAUCUACGUCGCCGGAAAGUAGUGCGCACUUUCCUCUUCUUGCUUCGGCUUCUGGACUCUUUGGCUCCCCCUCUCUGCCCUCGCCAGAUGCUUUCGUUCCCCUGGCCCAGCGGACGCUCGUGAGAGCGCAGUUGCUGGUCUCGCGCAUCGUCUCAGCACCCUCGAAUGGCCAUAUAGAGAUGAUGAAAGUAGUCAAGAAUCUGGAUCGCCUGUCCGAUCUGCUCUGCAGUGUCAUUGAUCUUGCUGAGCUAGUCAGAAAUGCUCACCCAGAUGAGCAGUGGCGGGACGCCGCCAACGAAGCCUACGAGGGUCUAUGCGGAUUUAUGAAUGUGCUGAACACGCACACAGGCCUUUACGAGGUUCUGCGGCAGGUACUCCAAGAUUCUUCGCUACGAGGGAGCCUCUCUCCGGAAGCACUUUCGGUCGCCACUGUCUUCUUGAGAGACUUCGAAAAGUCCGGGAUACAUCUGCCAGACCAGCAGAGAGAGCGAUUCGUCUCCCUCAGCGAUGAGAUUCUGGUCCUUGGUCGAGCUUUCACUCAGGGUGAUGCCGGACUGGAGGGCGAGCUGCACGAGGAGGACUCUCGUCCAGUCCGCUUCAAGCGAGACUGGUUCACCAAGAUGCAUGGCAACCUUCUUGCUGCAUUAGAUGAGUCGCCUGCUCUCCUGAGUACUUCUUCUUCCGCCGACAUCAGCCUCAACCCAGCUCUGGCUACCUGGGAAUUUCCUACGAUCUUGCGCUACGCCCCCCACCCGGAGGCGAGAAAAAUCGCCUAUUACGCGAUGAAUACGUCCGGCAAAGGCAAGGUGAAGGUCUUGGAGCGAUUGCUACAGCGGAGAGGAGAGCUCGCCAGCUUGACUGGCUACAGUAGCUUCGGAGAGAUGGCUCUAGGAGACAAGAUGGCGAAGAAGUCCGAAAGCGUUGACAAGUUCCUCAAAGCACUGGAGACUCAUCAUCGUCCGGUGGCUCUGAAGAAGCUGCAAGAACUGCAGAAGCUCCGAACAAGCUCUUUUGGUGGUUCUUCAGCAUUCGAGCCAUGGGAUAGGGACUACUUCGCCGAGCAAUACACCCGUGCCCUUGCUUUCUCUUCUCCCGGAUCGCAAACACCCAUCUCACCCUUCUUCUCUGUCGGCAAUGUCUUUUCCGGUCUGUCACGGAUGCUCUCUUCGCUCUAUGGCAUCAGACUUAGACCGACGUCGAUGCAGCACAAUGAAGCUUGGAACUCUGAUAUCGUCAAGCUGGAGGUCGUUGAGGAGGAUUCGGGCAGCAUAGGCGGAGAAGCAGUGAUCGGGACGAUCUACGCGGAUCUGUUCAGUCGAGCAGGCAAGCCACCUUCAGCAGCUCACUACACUGUGCGCUGCUCUAGGCGGAUAGACGACGACGAUGGUGUGGGAGACUUUACCUAUGGCAGGCUAGAUGACGGCAGCCAGCUCGAUCCCUCACUUGGCCAGCGAGGAGGACCUGCCUCACCUCUGGAAGUGGAUGGCAAGCGCAACCCAGGGCGGGAAGGCAAGUACCAGACGCCUGUGAUUGUCUUGCUUUGCGACUUCGUCAGACCUACGGCUGGCUCUGGGCCCAGUCUGCUCGGCUGGACCGAAGUAGAGACGCUGUUUCAUGAGAUGGGUCAUGCCAUACACUCUAUGAUUGGCCGCACUGAGUUCCACAACGUCUCAGGCACCCGCUGCGCAACAGACUUUGUCGAACUUCCUUCCAUCCUAAUGGAACACUUCAUCUCCUCCUCUUCCGUCAUCUCCCUCAUCGCCCGGCACCACGCCACAGGCGCCGAGCUUCCCUACUCACAUCUCUCCAAUCACCUGCAACAAGCCAAAGCACUAGACUCACUGGAUACGCACAAUCAGAUCCUCCUCGCCCUCCUGGACCAGUCGUACCACUCUGAGCUCGCCACAGCUCCAGGUUUCGACUCCACUCACGAGCUCACCAACCUACACAGGCGCUAUGGGCUGGUCCCGACCGAUAUUCCCGGCCUAACAUGGCAGGGUCAAUUCACCCAUCUGUUUGGAUACGGUGCGACGUAUUACUCGUACCUCUUUGAUCGAGCCAUCGCCUCUCGGGUCUGGUCUAAAGUCUUCCAAGGAGAUCCGCUAAAGAGGGAGAAUGGAGAAUUGUACAAGAAUCAGGUCCUUAAGUGGGGUGGAGGAAAGGAUGGGUGGGAGAUGCUGGAGGGACUUCUCAAGGAGGAUAGACUGGACAUGGAAAGUGUGGGGAGGUGGGGGAUUGAGACCAAGUAGAUGAGCAGGGCAAAGUGGGGGAGGACAGAGGAGAUACGAGGAAUGCUCGACCGGUUUGCCCCUUGACUUAUAGAGUUCCCUUUGCAGGCGUUGCCAGCCUACAGCAAUACCACUACUGUAUCACCAAUCAAAUCAGAGC